Molecule: messenger RNA, 915 nt
Organism: Funneliformis geosporum
Lineage: Eukaryota; Fungi; Glomeromycota; Glomeromycetes; Glomerales; Glomeraceae
Source: the annotation of a GenBank genome assembly
AUGACUGAACACCACAAAAUCCAUUAUUACGAAAAAAGUGGGGAUAUUUUCCUUAAGGCCGAAAAUACAAUAUUUCUACUUCAUAAAAUAAUUCUUUCAAUUGCUUCAGAAUUCUUUGAUGAUUUAUUUAAAUUCUCAAAACCUUCAACUAAUGAAAUUGUAACCAUUAUUGAUGGUACACAACAAUCUUCAAAUACUUUUCCUAUGAUUGAGAUGAAUGGUGAAACUUCCGAAUCAUUAGAAAGAAUGUUAUCAUUCAUUUAUCCAAAUACUUUUGUUGAAAUAACUUGGGAUAAUGUUAAAGAUUGUUUACGAAUUUCGGACAAAUUCAUUAUUAAUAAACUUACAAAAAGUUGUUCCGUAUUUCUUUUACAUCAUUUUCAGGAAAAAGUUUUAUUAUCAUUCACUUUGGCUGAUAAAUACUCGUUUCCUAAAGUAUUCAAAGAAUCUUCUAAACUUGUAUUAGAUGAUUUACAAAAAUAUCGUUCUGAUUCUACUUACGAUGAAUUGUCUCCAAGAACAAAACUUAAACUAAUGGAUUCUUGGUUUCAUUAUACAAAUUCUUUACAUAAAUACUUUAAAAUCAUUAGUGAAAGAUCGACAAAGAAUGGUAACUUUCUACAGUCUAAAUCUCCCAAUUUUUUUUUGAACCCUUCAAAAUUCUCCGAAUUUUAUAGAGAUUGUGAAAUUAAAUUUCCAUGUAGUCGUUGGAAAUCAAAAACAAAAAUCGAAGAAUUAUUUAAAAAUUACGAACAAUUGGAAUUUCAACCAAAACCUAACGAAUAUGGAAUAGUUCUUACUCGACGACGAUUGCUUAAGGGUUGGAUAAAUUUGAUGUUUACAUGUACUGAUAUAUUUUGUUUUCAACAUGAACGACAGUCAGUAUAUGAAAUUAAAAUAUAUCUUAUUUUCUAA